Molecule: messenger RNA, 2931 nt
Organism: Linum trigynum
Lineage: Eukaryota; Viridiplantae; Streptophyta; Magnoliopsida; Malpighiales; Linaceae
Source: the annotation of a GenBank genome assembly
CCGAAGGAAGAGACGAGUUUUAGCCGCCCAAAUCCCUAAUUCCGCCGCCGGGAACAGCUUCCACUCUGCAAACCAUAGGGAACAUAAUCGUUUCCAUCGUCGGCACCGGAAUCCUAGGCCUCCCUUUCGCUCUCCGGGUCGCCAGCUGGCUUGCUGGAUCGUUCGCGAUCAUCGUUGCUGGGAUUUCUACUUAUUAAUGCAUGAUUCUCCUCGUUCAAUGCAGGGAUAAAAUGGCAACCGAGGAACCCACCACGGAAACAAGAACAUGUGGUGAUCUGGUGAAAGGAGAAAUUUUACAAUGCUAUAUAAUAUUGGUGCUAUAGGUUUUUGUCUUUAUGGUACAACUUAAAAUCGUACAUUUACGUUAUGGUACAACUUCAGAUUGUACCUAUACUUUUUGUACAAAUUCUUUUAUGGUACAACUUGAACUUGUACCUUUAUGUGAUGGUACAACUUCAAGUUGUAAAGUUGUACCAUAACAUAAUGGUACAAAUUGCUUUAUGGUACAACCUAAACUUAUACAUUUAAUGUUAUGGUACAACUUUGAGUUAUACAUUAAAACACCAAUGCUAUAUAGCAUAGUAGAAGUGCUCUGGUGAGAGAGGAUGUCCAAAAACGUUUUUGGUGGGUAUUUUAAGUUCAGUGACAGGCAAGCAAUCUCGCCUGGUCCUGGUGGCUUGCCGUUUGCUUUAAGAAUGUAGAACUUGAUGAUCCAGGAGAAAGCUGAAACCGUAACGGUAAUGGAGAGUUUGGGAAGCUAAAGCGCGCCUGCAAUACCCAGAAGUGUAUCCGCGCGGGAGGGAAGCAUAUCGAUCUUGACGAUGUCGGGAAGGACACAUACCACCAUACAUUCUUUGCGAUGCUGGGGAAUUGGUCGUUUGGCGAUUAUUUUAAGAAAGAGGCAAUUGAAUGGGCUUGGGAGCUCCUAACCAAGGUGUAUGGACUUCCCGAGGAUCGUAUCUAUGCUACUUACUUCGAGGGCGAUGAGAAAGCUGGUCUAGCUCCUGAUAAUGAAGCGAGAGACAUGUGGCACGAAUUGUUGCCGCCUGGAAGAGUGCUUCGGUGCUUCCAUUUGGUUGCAAGGACAAUUUUUGGGAGAUGGGUGAUACCUGUCCAUGUGGUCCUUGUACAGAAAUACAUUUCGAUAGGAUCGGUAAUCGGGAUGCAGCAUAAUCGGGAUCCCACGUGCAUUGAGAUAUGGAACCUAGUGUUUAUUCAGGGCUUAACGUGAAGCUGGUCUAUUCCAAACCCGGCCGAUACAAGAAAGAGGGAGAACUUGGAACCUCUGAGCACAAUCAGCAAAACCUAUCGAACUUAUAGGUGGAGACCUUCAACGAUUAAGUAAGGUGAGUGUAAAUGGGGUAAAUUCAACACCUUACGUAUUCUUUUAAGCAUUGUGAUUUUAAGUAUUUUAGCGAAUUGGUUAUCGUUGCUUGGUUAUGUGUAUGAUUGAUUAUUUGUGCUUUGCUUGAGUUAUGGUUUGAGAUGAUUUUGUGCUAUUUGAGGUGAUUUUGUUUGAGCUAUACUUGAAGUGAAUGUUUUUAGUUACUUUGAAAUUUUUACGAGUAUAAGUUAUUAUUAAAGAGUAAGAAACGAGUUCUUUUAAAGAGGUAACUCACCUCAAGAAGGUGAAGUUGUUUUAAGUGUUUUUAGUCGCUAGCGCCAGUCCGUUGCCUUUUGAGAUUUUCAGAUAGAGCAACAAUUAUGCUCUUGAGAUCUUUGAGACAGAGCAGCAGUUAUGCUCUUGAGACUUUUAAGAUGGGCAGCAGUUAUGCCCUUGAGAAUCGUGGUGAAGAGCCACCACGAUAAGUUUAAGAUGUUAGGGGAAUGAAUCGUUACGACUUCCCUAACUAAGUUUAAGUUUAAGGAAAGCCUGAAUGGCUUCUCAUACGUAUGAGUUGGCAACCGGACUAGCUAGUGAGGGAUACCUGUGUCAGUCAAGUAUUUAAGUCAAGAUUUGAGCUUUAAGAGAUGAGAGUAACUUCACCGUAUUUCUCUUCCUUCGAUCAUCGUGUAAAAUAAAACACGAAUAUCUCUGUUCGAGCGACCGUCUGUCCCUGUUGAAGUGCUCUGCCGACACACACGAAUUCACGGUAAACGAUAAACAACCCUUUUAACUUCGUCCGCCUCCUCAUUCUCGACCCCUACCACCAUUGUUCUUCUCCCCUUCGUUCAAGAGGUAUGUUACACCAUUGAAUCCGAACCCCAAUUCACUCUCUUCAACUGGCCUCUUUCAAUUUCUUCACCGCCUUUCUCCUCCAAAUCUCUCGUUCCCCAUUUUUCUCCUCUUUCCCUUCAUCUGAUUGGGUAACCGAUUGUAGUCUCGAUUCUUCCAAAAUCAGCUACUACGACAUCAUUUUAUUAAUCCCACGUGGACCAAUAAAAGUUGGCGUCACCGGUGCCACACUUUUAAUGGUGGUACGGUAGUAUUGGCCUUGUAUCACUUGUAUUAAAAUAUAACACUUCUAUCACACAUUGAGUGGUGUGGGCUUAAAGACCUUAUUUUUGGGUUUAGUGUGGCUUAAAGACUUUGAUCCAUUAUGAACUCUUUCUUGUAUCAGUUAUCCAGUCCUUAAUCAAAUAAAGCUCUAUGCUAAACGAACAUUUCUAAAGAGCCUAGCUCGCUGAACACCAUGGAGGAGGAGGACGCAAUUCCCAUUUCUAUCAUCUCCUAAGCAAAGACAAAGCAAUAUUCUUGUGAUCUAUGUUGAAGUUAUAAUUAGUAUAUGUUAUGCCAUUUAAUAUAAAUGGAAAUCCACAUAUUAGUGAUGUUGAUUGUUACUUGUUGCCCUUAAAAGUGUUUAAACAACACUUACAGCAAAUACAACUGGAAGAAAUGUUUUAGAAUCAUAAGAAUGAUCAAAUCAUAAAUGAUUUAUAAGUGAGGUACUUCAAGAAUGUUAGUCCUCAUAAUGAAUGUAUUUAAAGUUU